AUGUUCUACCCGUUUCGAUUCACGCUCUUGUUUUAUGGUCUCUUCGUAAUUUACUUGGUUCGGGCCGAGCCGGAGAAAGAAAACCACUUCACUUUGGCUCUAAAGAAGACGCUCUUCAGCACAGCGCGCUCUUGUAUGAGCCAUGUCAAUGCCAACGAAACUGACCUAGAAUAUUUGAGGAAAGACCCGCCAUUUCCUGACAAAGCAGCAUGCAUCAUAAAAUGUCUUUUAGAGAAGAUCGGUGUCGUGAAAAACAACAAGUACUCGAAAAUGGGCUUCCUGACGGCGGUAUCGCCACUCGUCUUUACAAACAAAAAGAAAUUGGACCACUACAAGAGCGUAUCCGAAAAUUGCGAAAAGGAGAUCAACCACGACCAGACAACGGAAUGCGAACUUGGAAACGAGGUGGUUUCCUGCAUCUUCAAAUACGCACCAGAGCUGCAUUUCAAAACAUGA
Messenger RNA from Bombyx mori (domestic silkworm), 456 nucleotides. RefSeq names its product odorant-binding protein 3 (gene Obp3). Bases 1 to 456 code for a protein of 151 amino acids. The transcript is spliced from 4 exons. The record is from RefSeq and is marked provisional. Lineage: Eukaryota; Metazoa; Arthropoda; Insecta; Lepidoptera; Bombycidae. Gene Ontology annotation, molecular function: odorant binding.